Theobroma umbraticum is the source of this 2995-nucleotide messenger RNA. Its product is annotated as 70 kDa peptidyl-prolyl isomerase-like. NCBI's taxonomy places the organism in Eukaryota, Viridiplantae, Streptophyta, Magnoliopsida, Malvales, Malvaceae. The record is from RefSeq and is a predicted model, not a curated record. Gene Ontology annotation, molecular function: protein binding; peptidyl-prolyl cis-trans isomerase activity.
UCUGCCCCUUGCUAAUUAAUCAAAUGCCAGGCAUGCUAUGCAGGAAAUGUUUUUGUAUUUCAGUUUCAGUGCAUCAGCAAAUUAGCUCUCUUUCGCGGUAGGAAUUUCUUUUCAAUUGAAAUGAAUCCUCACAUAUUUGCAAUGGGGUGAAGCACAUUUUAGUCCAAUUUAGAAGCGGAGACUAUUGGCAGUGAAGUGCCUAACUGUAGUAGAAUUGGCAGUGUCUGAAGCCUUCACAGAAUCCGUUGCAUUGCCAAAGUUGGAGGCAUUAGCCCUUAGCACAUGAAAACAUAAAGGGCAGAAAAUCGUCAAGGCAUAGGAAAAACAUUGAAUCAAGGCGUUUCUAUCACCAGUUCCAAAUUUAAUACUUUUCCUUCUUUCUUCUUUUGGGUAUGACUUUUCCUGCUUUCUCAUUAAGGUUCUGCUGGGGUCUAGCUGGCAGAUCAUGAAUUGGAAGCUUAUCAACAUUGGCUCCACGUUGGGAAUGGUUUAAGUAAUAAUGGAAAACAUAGUUAACAUACACAGCGCGAAUUCCACAUUGCCAAACAAUGUCUAGCUUGGGCCUUUGAAGUUUGAAGCACAAUGGCUUGUUUCAACUAUGGCUUAAAAACAUCAAUCUCGUCAAUUGGCAAUGGGCUGUUACGAAAUGAAAAGUCUUAGAACCUUAAAAGCCUUCUAGAUUACCAAAACACCCCCAUAUCCUCAAAGAAAUAACAAAACAUGUUCCCAAACCGACCAGCACUUCCCAAAAGUCGCAUCAUCGUCCCGCCACGGUACCAACUUCGACCGUCUUCUUUGUUCUGUCUGAUCAUUCAAUUAUCCCCCAACUUCAUUUCACGUCCCGAGUAAUUCAUUACGCUACUAUCACUAACAAAGGAACCAAAUCUUCUUGCUACCCCAAUUAGAUGGGAGCAGAGAAAUGGAAAGGAACCAACGUGUCAGACAUUGAGGGUGAAGACGACCUCGACGAGGAGCCUGGGGAGGUAAUCGAAUCAGCUCCGCCUCUCGAGGUCGGCGAGGAGAGAGAGUUGGGUAGUUCUGGUAUCAAGAAAAAGCUCCUCAAAAACGGUAUCUCUUGGGAAACUCCUGAGUUUGGCGACGAAGUCACCGUUCAUUAUGUGGGUACCUUGCUUGACGGGACAAAGUUUUGUUCCACAAGGGAUAACGAUGAACCAUUGACAUUUAAGCUUGGUGAAGGUCUGGUAGCGAAGGGUUUGGAUCAUGGGAUUAUAACUAUGAAGAAGGGGGAAUGCGCAUUGUUCACAUUGCCCCCUGAUUUCGGUUAUGGAGCUGAAGGUCGUGAUGGUUUGCCACCUGAUUCGGUUAUGCAAUUUGAGAUGGAACUUCUUUCGUGGAUUACGGUGGUGGAUAUAAGCAAAGAUGGUGGUAUUAUCAAGAAAAUUAUGGAGAAGGGAGAGAGGAAUGAAUGGCCUAGUGAUUUAGAUGAAGUUCUCGUAAAAUAUCAAAUGGCGCUUGUCGAUGGGACUAUAGUUGCAAAAACUCCGGCAGAAGGAAAUGAGUUUUACGUGAAAGAUGGCCGUCUAUGUUCAGCAUUGACAAAAGCAAUCUUAACAAUGAAAAGGGGAGAGAAGGUUACACUAAUUGUUCAACCGAAGUAUGCUUUUGGAGAGAAAGGGAGGGAUGCUGCUGAUGGGUUCCCAGCUGUUCCACCAAAUUCAGUUUUGAACAUUGAAUUGGAGUUGGUCUCUUUCAAGUCUGUUGUUGAUGUUACUGGUGAUUCUAAGGUAUUCAAAAAGAUUUUGAAGGAGGGAGAGGGUGCUAUUGUUGCAAAUGAAGGUGCUGCCGUGACUAUUAGCUAUACAGCUAGGUUAGAAGAUAAUACUGUGUUUGAGAAAAAGGGAGUUGAUGGAAAGCAGCCAUUGGAAUUUAUCACAGAUGAAGAACAAGUGAUUCCUGGUUUGGAUCGAGCGGCAGCAACAAUGAAGAAGGGGGAACAAGCAUUGUUGACAAUCAGUUCUGAGUAUGGUUUUGGGAGUGUUGUGGCAGAGCGUGAUCUUGCUGUAGUCCCACCAUGUUCAAACCUAUUCUAUGAAGUUGAAAUGUUAGAUUUUGUUAAGGAAAAAGCCCCAUGGGAACUGAAUAGUCAAGAGAAAAUUGAGGCUUCUGGGAAAAAGAAAGAAGAAGGGAAUAUGCUAUUUAAAAGUGGGAAGUAUCAAAGAGCAGGAAAAAAGUAUGAUAAGGCUGUGGACUAUGUCAGUGAAGAUGGAUCCUUUAGGGAUGAUGAGCAAAAGCUAGUAAAAGCACUAAGGAUUUCUUGCUGGUUGAAUGGUGCAGCAUGUAGCCUCAAACUAAGUGACUCCCAGGGGGCAAUCGAGUUAUGUUCCAAGGUACUAGAUUUUGAGUUCCACAAUGUGAAAGCUCUAUAUAGGCGGGCACAAGCCUAUAUGGAAACUUCAGAUCUAGUUUUAGCUGAAUUGGACAUCAAGAAAGCUCUUGAGGCUGAUCCCCAAAACAGGGAGGUGAAGUUACUUCAGAAGACACUGAGACAACUCCAAGUUGAAAGCAACAAGAGGGAUGCUAAACUCUUUACAAACAUGUUUGCACGUAUGUCGAAAGACUCAUCUGUUCCAAUGAAGAAAUUGAAGGUUGAGAAAGCAGUGCAUGGGAAGAGUGAAGAGGUCCUAGCAAUGGAAAUGGAAUGUGCUGGAGAUAGUUCGGCACCUUCUGAAGAUAGAAUGGCUGUUGAUUCGAGUUGAGAAAAUGUAUUUUAAUAGAAGACGUAAUCUAACAAUCCAAGUUUGAAAUAGCACUUCUUAUCUUUCUAACAAAAGGUUAAGGUCAUAUGUUCAAAUUCGUAUUGCCCCCUAGGCCUUCUUCAAUUGUAAGUUCGACCAGAAAAAAACACAAGGGAAAAACAAGUACAAUUCUUGUAAACUGAAAGAAAGAGGGAUGAAAGAAAGGAUAACCCCGGUAUAAAGAUGUGAUCUGUGUUCUCUAAAAUUUCAUAGGAUUCAUAAUAUUGAACUUGAUGUAA